Vicia villosa (hairy vetch) is the source of this 2865-nucleotide messenger RNA. Its product is annotated as methylcrotonoyl-CoA carboxylase subunit alpha, mitochondrial. Bases 195 to 2453 code for a protein of 752 amino acids. The record is from RefSeq and is a predicted model, not a curated record. Gene Ontology annotation, cellular component: mitochondrion. NCBI's taxonomy places the organism in Eukaryota, Viridiplantae, Streptophyta, Magnoliopsida, Fabales, Fabaceae. Gene Ontology annotation, molecular function: methylcrotonoyl-CoA carboxylase activity; ATP binding; metal ion binding. The transcript has 15 exons.
CGUUUUAGUUUCUCACAUACUCAAUUAGGAAUAUCGUCCUUAUCCAUGUAAGAUUACAUUACCAUUAUUAUACAUCAAUACAGCGCAUCGCACUUAUCAUCCACGACGACAUUCUGUCAAGUUCCGUAACAAUCCAAACACACUUGUAAUCAUAAAUUCACUCAUUUCACUCCUUUCUUCAACGACUAUGUAACAUGGCUUCUUCUUUCUUAUUACUCCGCCGAGACGCUACCAAAAUCAAGACAAACCUCACAUGCUCAAAGUGCCACGUGUGGUGCACACGCGCUUUCUCUGAACAACCGAACAAACCAGAACGCAUUAACAAAAUUCUAAUAGCAAACAGAGGCGAAAUAGCUUGCAGGAUCGCCAGAACCGCUAACAGACUCGGAAUCAAAACCGUCGCCGUUUACAGCGACGCUGACAGAGACUCCCUCCACGUGGCAUCUUCCGAUGAAGCCAUACGAAUCGGUCCUCCACCUCCUCGUCUCAGUUACCUCAACUCUUCCUCCAUUAUCGAUGCUGCUUUGCGUUCCGGUGCUCAGGCUAUCCACCCUGGAUAUGGAUUCCUAUCGGAAAGUGCUGAUUUUGCUCAACUCUGUCAUCAUAAAGGUAUUACUUUCAUUGGACCUCCGGCAUCUGCAAUCCGAGAUAUGGGUGACAAGAGUGCGUCAAAGAGAAUAAUGGGGGCGGCUGGGGUGCCACUUGUGCCUGGAUAUCAUGGAGAUGAACAAGAUAUUGAUAAAAUGAAGUUGGAGGCUGAUCAGAUUGGGUAUCCAGUUCUCAUAAAGCCAACCCAUGGAGGUGGAGGAAAGGGUAUGAGGAUUGUGCACACUCCAGAUGAAUUUGUUGAAUCAUUCCUUGCAGCUCAACGUGAAGCAGCUGCUUCUUUCGGUGUCAAUACAAUUUUGCUGGAGAAGUAUAUUACACAGCCGAGGCACAUAGAAGUCCAAAUAUUUGGGGAUAAGCAUGGGAAUGUUGUGCAUUUGAAUGAGAGAGACUGCAGUGUGCAGAGAAGACACCAAAAAAUAAUUGAAGAAGCUCCAGCUCCAAACAUUUCUGCUGAGUUUCGAGCACACUUAGGUCAAGCUGCUGUUUCUGCAGCAAAGGCAGUUAACUAUUACAAUGCUGGGACAGUGGAGUUUAUAGUUGAUACAGUCUCUGGCCAGUUUUACUUUAUGGAGAUGAAUACCCGUCUUCAGGUCGAACAUCCUGUCACAGAGAUGAUUGUUGGUCAAGAUCUUGUUGAAUGGCAAAUCCAUGUUGCCAAUGGAGACCCUCUUCCGUUGAAUCAAUCACAGAUACCAAUAUUAGGUCAUGCUUUUGAAGCUCGAAUCUAUGCUGAAAAUGUUCCAAAAGGGUUUCUACCAGCAACUGGAGUAUUGCACCAUUAUCGCAUUCCGGACUCAUCAGGGGUCCGGGUGGAUACUGGGGUUAGAGAAGGAGAUGCUGUUAGCAUGCACUAUGAUCCAAUGAUUGCUAAGCUUGUGGUGCGGGGAGAAAAUCGUGCUGCAGCAUUGGUCAAACUGAAGGAUAGUUUGUCAAACUUUCAGGUUGCAGGUCUACCAACCAAUGUCAACUUUCUUCAAAAGCUCGUUAAUCACUGGGCAUUUGAAAAUGGAAAUGUGGAGACUCAUUUUAUUGAUAAUUACAAAGAAGAUCUAUUUGUGGAUGCUAAAAAUUCAGAAUCUGCCAAAGAAGCAUAUGAGGCUGCUAGACGCAGUGCAUCCCUUGUGGUUGCAUGUCUCAUUGAGAAAGAGCAUUUCACAUCAGCUAAAAGAAAACCUGGUGGCAGCAACUUACUCCCUAUAUGGUAUGCUUCACCACCUUUUAGAGUCCAUCAUCAAGCUAAGCGGACAAUAGAACUUGAGUGGGAUAAUGAAUAUGAUAGUGGUAGCUCAAAGAUCCUGAAGCUUACUAUCACUUACCAACCUGAUGGGAGAUACCUGAUUGAGACAGAAGAAAAUGGAAGCCCUGUUUUAGAAGUCAAGGCAACAUAUGUAAAAGAUCACCAUUUUAGAGUUGAAGCUGAUGGUGUAAUCAACAAUAUUAAUCUUGCUGCAUACUCAAAGGAGCAAACGAAGCAUAUUCAUAUUUGGCAAGGGUCCUUUCAUCACUAUUUCAGAGAGAAAAUAGGCCUCAAGUUGUCUGAGGAUGAUGAAUCCCAACUUAAACCCCAAUCUGAAUCAUCAACCAUUCCUCAAGGGGCUGUUGUGGCACCCAUGGCAGGCUUGGUGGUUAAGGUUCUAGUAAAGAAUGAGACAAGAGUAGAGGUUGGCCAGCCCGUGUUAGUAUUAGAAGCGAUGAAGAUGGAGCAUAUUGUAAAGGCACCAAUUUCUGGCUUUGUCCACGGGCUUCAAGUUGCAGUGGGGGGACAGGUUUCUGAUGGUAGUGUUCUCUUCAACGUAAAGGUUAGUCAAUUGUCUUUGCUAUUCUUCACAUUGGCCAUGGCCUAGGUAUACUAGAAAUAUCAUUGGUUCUUUUAUUUUGCUCCAUUACAUCACUGCAUGGCUGACUAUCAAUAAAUAUAUCUCCGUGUCGUCUUUGUCACUUGGCCACACCUCUAAGGUAAUCAGUACUGUAAAUGUUCAUUUCACAUCUUGAGAGUUGUGUUUGGGCAGGAUCAAUAAAUUAUACAGGAGUAGAGCUCUAGCCAGGAGUUUGGCAACAGGGACCUGAUUCUGGAUGGAAGGUUAAAGGUGAAGGAAUCGUGUGAGCUUCUACCGAGACUAACGAACAACACUUGUAAAUUGAUUUCUUGUUGAAAAAUCUUUGUAUCUCAAUUCCUUAAGUUACAGUGGAUGAAAUAAAAUAAUGCAAGUAGUUCCUCCAGUUAUUAAUAACAAAACUAAAAUUUCUUCAUUUUAA